Molecule: messenger RNA, 1237 nt
Organism: Oncorhynchus nerka (sockeye salmon)
Lineage: Eukaryota; Metazoa; Chordata; Actinopteri; Salmoniformes; Salmonidae
Product: src-like-adapter 2
Exons: 8
Coding region: 343-1143 (266 amino acids)
Biological process (GO): regulation of MAPK cascade; signal transduction
Cellular component (GO): plasma membrane; cytoplasm; nucleoplasm
Molecular function (GO): epidermal growth factor receptor binding; phosphotyrosine residue binding
Source: RefSeq, a predicted model, not a curated record
CACUCUGCUACGCGUACAUAGCCUCUACCUACCACCGAUGCCUCCUUUCCUCUUGGAACACCACAAAGGAGAACACUCUUUCUUCAUUGGAGCCUAAAGAAGUCUCACACAGACUCUCAUACACACAUCGCACUCUCGUUCCACAUGUGAACACUACCGACAGCGUGCAACUCCCAGACCCACUGGACUCUUCUGCCCUCUGGGCCGCACCUCUAUCCUUGUGCUAGUCUACUGUGGUACUCUGACAUCAACUCAUACCACAGCAUCAGAAGACUGACGUUCACCAGUGCCACAACAGGGAAAUGCUAGUCCUCUGGUGACCCAUACGAGCGCGACAUCGCCAUGGGCAGUGGGCCCAGUAAAGAACGUCGGGGAUCCAGCACUCAGGCAGCCUUGCUGGGCCAGGAAGAGCCCGCUGAGUCAGUCAUACUGGAGAGUAGCAAGUAUAUGGUAGUGGCCCUGUAUAACUAUCCCACUGGUCCCCCAGCACACUGCCGCAUCCACACUGGAGAGAGACUCAGCGUGCUUUCAGACGAGGGGGAGUGGUGGAAGGUGAGAUCCUCUGCCACAGGCAAUGAGAGCUACAUCCCCAGCAACUACACAGCCAAGGUGUACCACAGGUGGCAGUAUGAGGGUCUCAGCCGAGAGAAGGCUGAGGAGCUCCUCUUUCUGCCCUACAACCAGACUGGCUCUUUUCUGGUCCGGGAGAGUGAGACCCAUCCUGGUGCCAACUCCCUGUCAGUGCGUAAGAGCAGUGACCAGGAUCGUCGCUCAGUCAAACACUACCGGAUCCAACAACUGGAGAAUGGCUGGCUCUACAUCUCCCCCUGCCUCACCUUCCCCAACCUCAGAGCUCUGGUAGACCACUACUCAGAGGUCCGUGAUGGGCUGUGCUGUCUGCUAGGGGAGCCCUGCUUCAUCCAGGGGUCCAACAACGUUCCUGUGGUUACUGGGCCACUCCCCAUGGCUGUCAGGAAGCCCACCCUCAACUGGAAAGAUAUGGACAGCUCCAUGAUUUUUGGCAAGGACAAAGGCAAGGACAAUGAGGAUUCCCUGGUGAGUGAGGGAUUAAAGGAGGCCAUCAAAUCCUACCGCUUCAUGACAGAGGACUGCAAAGGCUCCAGCCACAAAUGGGACAGCUGAGCAUGGAUCUGGCAUCAUAACGACAGAGAGAUACGACAGAGAGAUACUCAGACCAUAAGAUGGAGUGCUUUGCAUCAAGCUACCCAUUAAAGCU